Messenger RNA from Naegleria gruberi, 2853 nucleotides. RefSeq lists its product as uncharacterized. The coding region runs from base 1 to 2853 and encodes 950 amino acids. The transcript has a single exon. The record is from RefSeq and is a predicted model, not a curated record. Lineage: Eukaryota; Heterolobosea; Eutetramitea; Acrasida; Naegleriidae.
AUGGCAUCACACCAAGCAGAGGAAAUUUAUUCAUGUGCUAAUAAUCAUGAUCGGAAUGAUGUGAUGAUGAGUAGUAGUAAUAGUGUUGUUAUUAAUGAUCGUCGCGGAAUUUUCAAGUCAAUUCCUAAAGAAGUUAUUUUACAAAUUUUCUGUUACUUGUAUAAACCAGAAGAGUUUCAAGGCUUUGCGUUGACUUGUAAAUUAUGUUAUGAAGUGUACGCUGAGGAAAUGUCAAUGAGUUUGGAUGGAAUUAGAUUGGAUUAUUUGAAUGGUGUGGAUCGAAGUGGAAAACCUAAUCGAUUGAUUGAAUUAUUUUCUAUGAAUGAUGGAAUGUCGGCUGACAAGUUGGCCAUUGAUUAUGAUAGUUACUUUAGAAAGAAGGGGGAAUUUUAUGAACAGUAUUUAGUGGAUGAGAUUCCAAAGUGCACUAACAAAAAGCUUGAUAAUGAGGAUGACAUAGUGGAUGAAGAGGAAUACCUGGAAGAAAUGCAAACAUGUAUUCCAUACCAGGGCGAAUCGUCUAAUGAUUCUGAUGAAGAAGAGAGUGAGGAAAGGAAAAAGGUAUUCAAAUUUCCAUUUGUAAAUACUUUAGAAAAAUUCAAAGAGAGAUUGAAUGAAAUUCUGAAAAACAAUGCUAUGGCUAAAAAGGUAACGGAAUGUCUGAAUCAUUUUAACAAUACUACAAAGACCAAUGUUAGAUUCAUUAUUGCAGGUGGAUUUGUUACACAUCUGGUAUCUAAUUGUGGUUGUUGUGAUAUUGAUAUUUUCACAAUUUCUAAUGGGUCUAGUGACGAAAUUAUCGAUCAUUCACUGAAACAAGUAUUAACUCAUAUUGCUAUGGAGCUUCGAAAGGAAAAGGUAGAUUAUAAUAUAUUAAAGACUAAUGGCACAUUGAAUCUAUUACCAAUUACCAAUGGAAUUAAAUCCAAUCUGUGUCACAGAUAUCCAGAUGCUGGUCCUAUGGAUGAAGAUGAACUCCCUUGCCAGUUCGUAUUGAGAAGAGUACAAUCAAUUGAAGAAUUAAUGUGCUUCUUUGAUAUUGAUUGUUGUAGAUUUUGUUACGAUUUUGAGAGUGUGUACACCAUAUUGGAAGGGCUUAGAUCCAUGAAAUUUAAACUCAAUUUUGUUGCCAGACGUCAUAUUCACACUGGUCUCUAUGUAAAUAGAGCCAUCAAAUAUAGUAGAAGAGGAUUGGAUACACUGUGUGUUGAUUUGCACCCAUUUGAACACAGACUCCAUGCACAAACAUUCAUGACAUGGCUCAGAGAAUUUUUAAGCUCACAUUUCACGGGAAUGGCUGAUGAGGGAGACUAUGAUGAUCCAUACUUUAAUGACGAAUCUUGGAAUGGUUUUAACACAAUAGCUCCAUACAUGUAUAUUGACAAGUAUGCUGGAGAUUCUGACUUUGACGAAGAGCCUUACUAUUCUAUCGUAUUGAAAAGUUUGGAUUAUUGGCUUGUGAAAUGUGUUUUGGAUAAUGGAUUGCGUGAUGCAAUGUAUUCAUUCGAGGCAAAUGGUGAUUACAGGGAUGGAAGAUGGACGAAUGCAUUAAAGGAUAUCACGAUAGUGCAUAACGUAGAGAAAAAUCCUGUUAUCGAGUCAAUCAUUGAGCACAUUGAAAAAUAUGAUAUUCACUACUUUUGUCAUACCAUUGAAGAGUUACUCAUCAAACAUCCAUCCAUGUACAUUACUGAAGGUUAUUUGGAUAGCCAUCUCAAAAGCAAGUAUGGAUUCGAUAGGUGCUACUUGUGCAAUCAAUACAAGAUGGACGGCUUUAAAUCCAUGUGUCACAAAUGUAAAUAUUGGAAUAUUGGAAUGGAAAAGAUGCAUAGAGAUCUUUCUGGAAAAGUUGCAAUCGUUACAGGAGGAAGAUGUAAAAUAGGUUAUGAAACUAGUUUGCUAUUAUUGAGAAUGAAAGCAACUGUAGUGGUCACAACAAGAUUUGGCUUUAAUGCACUCUCGAAAUUCCAGAAAGAAAGCGACUAUAAGGAAUGGAAAGAUAAUUUGAUUAUUUACCCUCUGAAUUUGAAACAUGGACCAUCAGUUGUGGAAUUUACAACAUUUAUCAAAUCAAAAUUCAAGCAUGUGGACUUUUUAGUGAAUAAUGCAGCUCAAACAGUAAGAAGGCCAGUACCAUAUUUCACACCUUUGGUUGCAAUUGAAAAAAGCCACUCACAAUCUUUAUAUUUGCCAUUAGGAUUGGAAGAGAAUAGCAGUGAAUCCAACACAACACUAGCAGUCAAGGAUCUCACCAAACAAUUGGUGAAUAAUGCUCUCAAUAGUACUCUUGAAGCUCUCACUCCGGAGGAUUCUACCUAUGAAUUUAGAAAGGAAUUGGAUAAGUUUGGUGAAUUAAUUGAUCAUCGAACUAGACAUACUUGGAAUAUGGCUCUAAAUGAAACAAGCACUGCUGAAAUAAUUGAAUGUCAAAUGGUGAAUAGUAUUGCUCCAACACUUUUAGUUUCCAAAUUGACUGAUUUGCUGAGACCUCAAUUGAGUGAUGAGGAAUUACUGUCCAUUGAUUUUGAAAAUAACUCACCAUAUUCGUAUGUGGUUAAUGUAACUUCACAUGAGGGCUCUUUCAAUACUACAGGAAAAACAGAUUUCCACAUUCAAACCAAUCUUUCUAAGGCAUCACUCAACAUGUUGACGCAUUCAGCCGCUAAUCAACUUGCCAAACAAGGAAUAUUGAUGAAUUCGGUGGAUGUUGGUUGGAUUUCUUCAUCUAUUCCAACAUUUAAAGAUCCACCUUUAAAAUGUAUUGAUGGUGCUUACAGAAUUUUACAUCCAAUCCUCACCAAUUCCACCAGUUAUGGUAAAUUAUUCAAAGACUAUAAAGUUGUUGAGUGGUAG